Aegilops tauschii subsp. strangulata is the source of this 2094-nucleotide messenger RNA. Lineage: Eukaryota; Viridiplantae; Streptophyta; Magnoliopsida; Poales; Poaceae. The record is from RefSeq and is a predicted model, not a curated record.
AUGUCCUCAUUUAGCUCCGUCCAUGGUCCGAAGCGAGCAGCAACCCCUUGCAAGCAGAGCCGCUGCGGCGGCAACGGCGGCGCGUUUGACAGCGGAGGUGGCGCCACCGCCUCGGCUCCCUACUCCUACGCCUUCGCAACAACCUCUGCCGCGCAGCGCAAUCGCCCAAAACCUCUGCCCAGCAGUGCCGGCACCUCGGCUUCGAGCACCAUUUGCCACCGUCGGCUACAACCUCCGGCCAGCAGCUCCGGCACCUGCCGGCGAAGUACCUCCUGCUCCGGUCAUAAUCCCGAGCAGCUUGCGGUGGGACGGCCUUCCCCUGGCUCCAGCAGUCAACAGAAGUACCGGGCAACAACCUCCGGCCAGCAGCUCCGGCACCUGCGGGCGAAGAGACCCCCUUCGACGGCAGGUUCCGGCACCAUCCGCCCAGCAGAUCUUGUGCCUGCUGGCCUCCACGUCGGUUGUUUGAAAUACUGGCCGGAGCCUUAUGGAACAGCACCUCAAGGCCCUGUCCUCAUCCCUUGCAGUGGGACGACCUUCCCCCAGCAUGCGCAGAGAUUUCGUCUAGCGAGCUGCUGUAGUGGCUGGGCCACGCUGAAUCUUGGUGUUUCUGAACUUGUUGCUGUCCUGCGUGCAUCGACCCCUGGAGGAGACCAUGAGGAAGCUGCAGUCCGCGGUGCCGGACGCGCUGCGGGCCAAGGGAAAGGGGCUCCCCACGCUCAAGCAGCUCGAGUGGGCGGACGACACCGAGCGGAGUGCCACGCGCGUCGCCCAGGACAUGGGUGCGUGGGUGGCUUGUUAGCCAGCAAGGCGCACACAAGAGAUGAGUUUGAGCGGUCUAGCCUGAAAUGGUGGGAAAAUUCAGAGCUAGAAGGGAUGAAACAUAUCAUCAAACUUAGCUACAACGAUCUUCCUCCUCAUCUCAAGCCAUGCCUAUUGUAUCUGAGCAUAUUUCCUGACAACCAUGAGAUCGAAAUAGAGCGUCUUGCGAGGCGAUUAACUGCAGAAGGGUUCAUCAGUGAAUGCUGUUACAGAGAUAUGGAGGAAACAGCGACAGACUACAUAAAUGAGCUCAUUGACAGAAACUUAAUCCAGCCAUCACGGCUGAACCAUGAUGGCACUCAUCGGAGCUGCGUUGUUCAUCCAGUAAUACAUGAUUUCAUCGUGUCCAUGUCCAUGGAAGAUAAUUUUGUUACUCUGGUACAUGCUCAACAGAAAUUUGCCCCACGUGGCUAUCGCACCAUCCGACAUCUGUCCUUGUUGAACAGUGGUAAAUAUGACCAGGCUGCUGCACAAAUCGAUGGGGCGAAAAUUUCUCGUGCUCGCUCCAUCACCGUAUUUUCUCACACCGGGGGCAUGCCUCGUCUGAAUUAUCUCAGUGUGCUGCGAGUUCUGGACCUCGAAGACUGUGAAGGUCCACUGUGCCUCGAUGGUCUCUGCGGAUUGCUGCUUCUGAGGUACUUGAACCUCAAGGGAACAGAUGUCAGCAAGCUCCCAGCAAAGAUUGGGGAGCUAAGAUGCCUAGAGACACUGGAUGUGAGAUCCACAAAGGUAAAAGAGCUACCUCCCAGCAUUCUCAAGCUGGAAAAGCUAAAGCAUUUGCUUGCUGGGAAUGCAAGGCUGCCGACGGGGAUAGGCAAGUUGAAGUCAGUGCUGACAGUUUCGUGCAGAAAUAUCGGGAAGAGCACCGAUGUGGAUAUCCUUCAAGAGCUCGAUGAAAUGGCAAGCUUGAGUGAACUAGAACUAUUUUGUAAUUUUACACAGAUUUCUGGGGAUAAGAGACAAGUCACGUUUCCGAGUGACGGAUUUAAGAGUCUUAGGAAGCUUUCCAUUCGAUGCAACUCGCCAUCAGUGACCUUCAUGACCGGCGCUCUAUCGAAGGUUCGAGUGCUUGAGCUGAAGUUGGAACAAUGCGUUUCGGAGAAGUCAAGAGGUGUGUCUGGCAUAGAGCAUCUGCCGCAUCUGAAGCGCAUGCUCAUGGAGUUUUCGCAGCAUGAUGCGGGUGCUGCAGCAGCAAUGGCUGUAGUCAGGAAGGUUGUUGAGACAGUCCACCCAAGCUGUGAAGUGAUCACCGUAAACGCUGAUAACUACUAG